Messenger RNA from Pteropus alecto (black flying fox), 1845 nucleotides. It is a transcript of the gene MRM3, whose product is annotated as mitochondrial rRNA methyltransferase 3. The transcript is spliced from 4 exons. Bases 29 to 1294 code for a protein of 421 amino acids. Gene Ontology annotation, biological process: RNA processing. The record is from RefSeq and is a predicted model, not a curated record. Gene Ontology annotation, molecular function: RNA methyltransferase activity; RNA binding. NCBI's taxonomy places the organism in Eukaryota, Metazoa, Chordata, Mammalia, Chiroptera, Pteropodidae.
CGUGACGCAAUCCAUAGCGCGGGGGAAGAUGGCGGCGCUAGUGAAGGCCAUGGGAUGGGCCUCCCGACCCUUGCUGCCAGUGGUCCAGACUUGGGACCUGGACGCGCGGCGCUGGGUCCGGGCGCUGCGGCGGAGCCCCGUAAAAGUACUGUUUCCAUCCCGACAGGAGGUGGAACGGAAGCCCGAUGCUGGGAAGCAGCCCAGGAAGGCGGCUGCUGAGGCCAGUACCCACGUGCAGCGACUGAAGCAGCCGAUUAGGGUGCCCCCAUCCCAGACGCCCAGCACCUGGGAAGAGUCGGGGCUUCGCUACGAUAAGGCUUUACCCGGGGACAAAAGGCUAAGCAGUGUAAUGACAAUAGUUAAGUCCAGGCCGUUUCGGGAAAAACGAGGGAAGAUCCUGCUGGAAGGUCGCAGGCUGAUUGCAGACGCUCUGAAGGCUGGUGCUGUGCCACAAGUUUUCUUCUUUAGUCGUCUGGAAUACAUAAAGGAGCUGCCCAUUGAUAAGCUGAAAGGUGUCAGCCUCAUUAAGGUGAAAUUUGAGGAUAUCAAGGAUUGGUCCGACCUAGUAACACCACAAGGAAUAAUGGGGAUUUUUGCUAAACCUGACCAUGUUACGAUGACAUACCCAGAGACUCAGCUUCACCAUUCACUGCCCUUAUUGUUGAUUUGUGACAAUAUCCGUGACCCUGGAAACCUGGGGACAAUUCUGAGAUCUGCUGCUGGGGCAGGCUGCAGCAAAGUAUUACUCACCAAAGGCUGUGUGGACGCCUGGGAGCCCAAAGUGCUGCGGGCAGGUAUGGGUGCGCAUUUCCAGGUGCCCAUUAUCAACAAUCUGGACUGGGAAGUGGUGCCCAGCUACUUGCCCACCGACACCCGGGUCUACGUAGCUGACAACUGUGGCCUUUAUGCCCAGCCCCAGAAGUCCAAUAAAGCCAGUGACUAUGGUUGGAUGUGUGACCGACAACUCUCAAAGUUUCACAAGUAUGAGGAGGAGGAAGAGGAUCCAGAAACUGGGGACAGUAAAGGCUGGCUCCCUGAACUUGAGGUCCAGAAUUACGACUUGGACUGGACAGAGGCACCAGCAGCUGUGGUCAUAGGUGGGGAGACCCACGGCGUGAGCCUGGAGUCCCUGCAGUUGGCUGAGAGCACUGGGGGCAAGAGGCUGUUGAUCCCUGUCGUGCCUGGUGUGGACAGCCUGAACUCGGCCAUGGCUGCCAGCAUCUUACUUUUUGAAGGGAAAAGACAACUGCGGUUAAGGGCGGAACACUUGAGCAGAGACAGGAGUUACCACUGAGAGGGGACAUGGCAGUCAGUCCUUGGUUUGAGGUUGUCUCCAGUUCCUCCUACAUUGUUAGGAGGUUGGUAGAGUUGGUUACUAGCUCUCAGGCCAAAUUCAGGAGGCAGCAGGUAGGGUGAUGCUAUUGCAUGGUUAUUGGGAAAGGAAGAGUUCCCAUCGAUUUCUGCUUAUCCUCAAAAAUAACAAAGGUCAAAAUCCUUAUAUAUAUAUAAAUAUAUAUACACAUGGGCUACAGGUGAUGGCAUUCAGUAGCUAGCUGGUUUUUCAUUCUGGCUGUGUCAGUCUUUGCAAUUGUUUGUUUAAGUCUUGAUGUAAACAGCCACUGUAUAUGUGUAACACAAUCCCCCCUGCCCAUUUCUGGCGAAACAGCUGGCGUUAUGCAUUUGUAGCACCUCUGCAGAUAUCUUUUUGAGGACUCUGUUCAGAAAAGAAGGAAACAGUUUUAAAAUCUUCAGCCUAAUUCUGCAUCUUGUCAGGAAAGUCAUACCCUUCUUUCUAGCUUCCUACUGUCAGUCUGAAUUUAUAUUAACACUUUUGGUUAAAUGUAA